This is a messenger RNA of Mixia osmundae IAM 14324, 2161 nucleotides long. RefSeq lists its product as uncharacterized. The coding region runs from base 302 to 2056 and encodes 584 amino acids. The record is from RefSeq and is a predicted model, not a curated record. Lineage: Eukaryota; Fungi; Basidiomycota; Mixiomycetes; Mixiales; Mixiaceae. Gene Ontology annotation, cellular component: plasma membrane. The transcript is spliced from 5 exons. Gene Ontology annotation, molecular function: G protein-coupled receptor activity. Gene Ontology annotation, biological process: adenylate cyclase-activating G protein-coupled receptor signaling pathway.
CGUGUCUGGCGCAAGAGCGGAUCAGCUUGGCGGUCGCUUUUGCGGAUCACUCCACGGGAGAAGACCUCCAACAACAAUGCCUGCCGCUCUGCAGCAGCGAGGUCAACCAGUCGAUGCGUGAUCCGAACAGACAGCGUCGACCAUCUUGAAAGCGCGAGCGAGCUUGCUUGCUGCCGGCUUGUUUGCUCGAAGCCACUGGCUAGAACUAGAACGGAUCGGAGUUGGUUUAUAUCAGAUCUGAUGCAGUUGUGUGCCACAAAGGACGAGCAGUAAGCAAAUGACACAGACCAGUCCGUCCGCCAUGGAGAGCCCGACACCGCCUGUGGCGCCCACUUUGACGAUCGGGUAUGUUCUUGCAAGCCCAACUGCGCAAAACGAUGGUAUCGCCCUGGGCUUGGCGAGCGUCUACACGGUCGACCUGGUCAUCUCCUCGGUGUCGUUGGCCGCUGCAAUUGGGAUGCUGACCGGUUGCUAUCUCAUCAGCGCCGGCAGAGAUUCUGGCGCUCGGCUUCGGCAAAGGCUCAUCAUGAGUCUCGCACUGUCAGACAUUGUGGAUUCUGCCGUCAUUAUCGCGACAACAUCCAGAGGGGUUGACCACCCGCUGAGCUCCUUCUCGCCUGGCUGCAAUGCCGCCGGUUUCUUGUAUCAAACGGCAACGCUUGUCAACGACUUUUGCUUGAUCGCCAUCGCUACAGCGACAUACCUCAUCGUGACCCACCCGCUCUCGGUUUUUACACAACGCAUGACGCAGACCAGAUGGGUUAUCGUUCUCAAUGUCUUCAUGUGGGGCCUGUCAGCUAUCGUGUCCGGCGUCGGAUUAGCAGUCUACGGCUUUGCCGACUUGGGCGGCUUCUGCAGCUACGGCAAGAAUGCGGGGCCGUUCAAGGAUCUCAUCCUCUUCGUACCACGCACUGUCACUUUCAUCAUCGUCAUCCUCAUUUACCUGAAACUCUUUGCAUUCUUCCGACGUAAAGACUCGCACGCCGUUCAUUCGUACGACAGUGGGCCCGCUGGCCAGUCCCUAGACGCUAUACCCGACUUUGACGAGGACGGCAAUCUCAAGCCAGAACGGAGCAGAAAGAUGUCGCUCGCCAGUCUGCAGCAUUGGUACAUCUCUGCCUCGAUCAGAAGAGGGAGCUCCUCUUCUGUCCGUAAGGAGAGCAAAGACAGCGACGCGACACUCGUCGAACCUUCCGCCACCAGCGCGUCCAUCAGGUCGUCGCCAACGACAUCGACCGCGUUUCAGCACACGAUGGAGAAGACUGCUUCUGCCAUGUCUGCGCGAGACAAGCACGAUCUCGCAUCGCGGCAGAGGUGGUCGACGUAUAGCUUCACGCCCGGGCCUGCCGUUCUUGAGACGAGCGAAGCAGUACCGGACUCGCCCAUCGUCAGUCCGAAGCAUGCCGUACACAGCGCAGGCGUCAUAGAAUCGUCUCCUGAGCCCGGGCUGAAGGAGUAUACGCCAGGCAGUAUACCCAUGUCGCAUCGAACGGGUACAUUGCCUAGCAGCGACAGUAUGUCACGAGGCAUGUCAGAUUCAGUUCGCCGCGGAUCCCUAUCUGCGAUACCUGCGAGAAUACUAGCAGAAGCCGGUCUCUCGCCUGUCAUGGCGGCGCCGCCAAUACCCUCAUCGCAAGAAAUCCUCGAAUUUGGUGAUCGUGAACGGAGGCGGUCCUCUGCGCCUACGCUCGAUCAUGACAAGAUAGAGGAGGACGAUAUGAAAGGCAUGUCAUUUUCCGAGGCGCUCAAUGCGCCGACCAAAAACACAAAGGGCGUGCUGCAAGAUGUCGACGAAGCCAAUGUGAAGCCGAGAAUGAGUGCGCAGGAGAUGAACAGGCGGGCGAGCAUGCUCAUGCUGCUCUAUCCUGCUGCUUAUAUCAUCUUGUUCUCGGUCUCGCUGGGACGCUUGAUCAACAAUCUUGCCAAUCACGGUCAAGGCAAUUCUGACUUGCAAGCAGCCAGUCGAUGGCUUGUGUUCUUGCAAGGAUUUGUGGAUGCGCUCAUCUACCUCAUCAUCGAAUGGCGAUUUCGUGCAGCCGCAAAAGGUAGAACGUAAGGGGUUCCUCUUCGCAGUGGUGUGGUUCUGUGUCAGUAGCAGUCUCUCUGUCUUGCUGUCAUAUGCCUUGUUGUCAUUGAUCACAUGUAUUGCUGGCUACAACCU